CUGCUCGCUUGUUCCAAAAUCUCUUUUCAGUUACCAGCAAGUCAGCCUUCCAUUGGAAUAGGAUCAGUCAUAACUGCUGCAGAUGGUCCAUUGGCUAUAACUGACGGUACGGGUAAGCCCGUACCUUCAUCCUCAUCUGCUCCUCAAGGACAAGUUUUGAGUACUCUCCCAGUGGGCUCAAGCAGUAGUCGUGCUGAAGAUAAUACUAAUCGGUCUUUGCUGCCUCUUCGCGCACCUAUGAUGGUCAAGCCAAAAUGGCAUGCGCCAUGGAAAUUAUACAGAGUCAUCUCAGGACAUACUGGUUGGGUGCGUGCAGUUGACGUAGAACCCCAGAAUCAAUGGUUUGCUAGUGGUGGAGGUGAUCGUAUUAUAAAGGUACGCAGUCAUUUUUGAAU
Strongylus vulgaris is the source of this 395-nucleotide messenger RNA. The record is from the annotation of a GenBank genome assembly. Lineage: Eukaryota; Metazoa; Nematoda; Chromadorea; Rhabditida; Strongylidae.